CAACUCGUACAGAGUUGACGUACGCUAAAAAUUCUAGUGUGUUUACUUUGAACCGACGUUGUGUCUACUGCAUAAUGAUUAUGGAAAUAUUUAUAUUAACUUUUUGUAUGCACUACUUUAAUCAUGCUGAAGGAGUAUCAAUAAGACAAACAAGGGAUAUUUCCCCUAUCAUCUACCCGGGACCGUAUAAGGGUGUCACCGACAACAGGUAUGGGUCCCCCGACGACGACCUGCCCAGCCAAUGCAAAAACAAGAAUUACUGCUCCAUUAAACCGCCUGGCUACCCUCAGGAUAGAUACAACAAGUUAUUUAAAGGAUCUAAAACAGUGUCGCAGCCUACCCUCAUAAUAUCUCAGAUCGAAGACAGAUUAGAAGAUCCAGAUGAACAUGACGGCUGCGAAUCUGAUGUAUCUUACGAACCUCUGUACAAAGUGCGAACAAAACGCGGUGACUGGCGUUUCGUGGUACAGGCACCAGAAGAAAAUUACGUGCAAAUGGUACGAUUGGAGACUUGCAGAGAGCCUGGUACCAGCUGCUUCACAGAUAUAGGCACAUUUAAUGGUAUUACAACAAUGUGCAAACAGAAAACAAGCACAUGGGAAUUCUUAGUUGACAACGGACGCAACGGCACCGAGAAGGCAAAGGUUGAUCUCCCAGUCUGCUGCUCCUGCCAUUACAGGAUUAUUUAAACUGUUUUACGGUUACUUACAAUUGUACACAUUAUACAGACUAGUGGUUACCCAAACUACGUCCCCUCCGAUGAUCCCCCAUCCGCCCCCCGAUCGAUCCCCCGUCCAAUUCAAAUGCGGAUCGAAAUUACGGCGGCCUGAGCCGAGGUUCGAAACCCUAGCGAUACCCUCAGACGAAAGUCGUAUCUGACAGGCUAGAGUUCGGCUCCA
Molecule: messenger RNA, 899 nt
Organism: Achroia grisella
Lineage: Eukaryota; Metazoa; Arthropoda; Insecta; Lepidoptera; Pyralidae
Exons: 6
Coding region: 75-689 (204 amino acids)
Biological process (GO): regulation of Toll signaling pathway; central nervous system formation; innate immune response
Cellular component (GO): extracellular region
Molecular function (GO): growth factor activity; Toll binding
Source: RefSeq, a predicted model, not a curated record